Molecule: messenger RNA, 833 nt
Organism: Dendrobium catenatum
Lineage: Eukaryota; Viridiplantae; Streptophyta; Magnoliopsida; Asparagales; Orchidaceae
Exons: 4
Coding region: 142-579 (145 amino acids)
Source: RefSeq, a predicted model, not a curated record
CACUGCAGCAGACAAAUGUAAACAAUAUUUAUUAUAUAUUUACAUAGAAAGAUAAACUUCACUGCUGAAGAUAAGUACUAUAGAAUUCCAGCAAACUCCGGUGAAAACCAGCUCACUGUGGAAGGAAAGAAAGAGCUCACCAUGGGUUCUCUAAUGGCAGGAUGGUCCUCUCCAAGGAAGGAUAUUACAUCAGAAAAACUGCAGAGAAACAAAUCACUGACUAAAGAAGAGAUUGAAUCCUACUGGAAAUCAAAGAAGAGAGCAGAAGAAGAUCACCUUAGUGCUAUUGCUGAUGUUCAGAAUGAGAAUCAGAACAUAAAUGGAGGAUCAGCCGAUAGAUUUCAGAGAUCAAUCUCCUUCCCCUUUGCUGAUAGAAAAAGGAAUUAUGGUGAUGCAAAUAUAUUUACUGAUGAGCUUAAGAAAAGUAACUGCUGGUGGACAAGGAGCAACUGGGCUUUUCUGAAUGAACCUCCUGUGACAGCCAUGGAAGGUCCUUCUUACAAAUAUGCUGCACAGUAUCAUGUUGCAGAUCUUGCCAGAUCAAAAACUGUGAAUAAUCCAGAAAUGAUGACUUACUGAAGAAAGAACUUGCAAGGAAAUUAGUUAAGAUAAAGACCGAGUAUGAAAACUGGUAGCCAAAUAUAAUCUGUAUUACGUUUGUGGCACUGAGUAUUUGACAUGAACUUUAAUCUUACGUGUGUUCCUUGUUAAUGUCUUCUGGAACUAUAUAUGGUUUUGUGUAGUGAUUUUCUUCUGUUGUUUUUGUUUUUUUCAGUCUUGUUGAUGUAGUUGUUGUUGCAGAACUUCAAGUUUUCUGAAUUCAGUGGAACUAA